CUUACCCUAAUAUUGUGAAUAGAGCGCAACCAGCCAUGCCACUCUACUGCAACUGCUACUGCGCGCUUGAAAACGGGAACGAAGCUCUCCUUGUCGAAACGCUUGCGCUUUGGACCAAGUUUUUGAGUUGCUUCUUCAUCUAGGAUUUGGCGGGUGAAGAACUCAGAAUGGGGAAGAAAGGGGGAAAAUCUCAUUCAAAGAAAGACAUCACGAAUGCUAAAACAAGUUCCCGAUCCAAGCAUGAUUCCUUUUCGAGUGACGACAUGGAUGACGAGAUUGAUGCCUUUCAUAAGCACAGGGACAUUGUUCCCCUUGACGUGAAUGAUGAUUUUGGAGAAUCAGAUGAAGAUGACGAGCUUCCUAUCUUUGAUUCUAAGGAUAUUGAUAAUGAUGAAGAUGAAGAUGAAGAAGAUGGUGACGACGAUGAAUAUGAUGAUGAUGAUGAUCCAAAUGACAAUGUGGCAAAAAUAAUUAGGCAAAGAAAUUUUUUACGUGCGAAGUUUGGCGGAGGUGAGGAUGAAACGCAAGAUGAUGAUGAUGGUGAUGAGGAAGAUGAUAAACAUAUUCUUGGUGGGAGAAGGUCCGCUCAUGGUGCUGACAUUCAUAAUAUAGAGCUACUAUCAAGUGAUGAUGAGGCCCCAAAAGAAGAGGAAGAAAUUGCAAUGCAGAUACAAAGGGAGAAGGCAAGAUCUUUAACAAUGGAAGACUAUGACCUUGAUAUAAGUGAAGACAAAGUUAAAGAUAAAUCUACUUUAAAGGAUGCAUCAGAUAAAGGAAACAGAGAAAUGAAGUCACCAGAUAGAGAUAUAACUUUCAAGGCUGAGGAUCUGAAUGCUUUGUCAAAAGAGGAGCAAAUGAACCUUGUGUAUAGGUGUGCUCCAGAAUUAAUUGAUUGGUUAUCUGAAUUAAACGAGGCACACAAACAGCUUGAAUGCAAAAUUAAUCCAUUCUUAAGCAAGGUUCAGAAGGGGGAAAUAGUUAUGGAAGGAGGAGUGCGCUAUUUUGAAUUAAAACAGCUUCUUUUGCUAUCCUAUUGCCAAGCUAUAACCUUCUACCUUCUUCUCAAGUCUGAAGGGCAUCCAGUCCAUGAUCAUCCUGUAGUAGCUCGCCUUGCAGAGAUCAGGGAGUUAUUGGAUCAGAUAAAACAACUUGACGCCAAACUUCCAGUUGGACUUGAGGAUAUUCUUAAAGAAAGUAAUGGGUUAGAAACAGUAGUAAAUUCAGAUAAUGAGAAUGCUCCAAUCACAAUUGAUUCUAUCACUAGAAACCAAGAGCUGCCACUGGUCUCUGCGGAAUCACUAGAAGAAGCAAUGCCUAUCAAGGUAGAUGAGAUAAAAAAAUUGGAUUCCUCAAAGGAUGGUGUACCAAAAGCAAGAAAAGUUAAACAUCAGAAGGAUCACAUUGGUAUGCGGAGUUUGGAAAUGUUGACAGUUAGAGCUUCCCUUGCUGAAAAAUGGAAAAAAAAGGUUCCGUCCACUGACACUACUCCAGUUCCUAGCACUGGUCUAAAGCGUUCGAGACCGGACAACAGUCAGCAUGGAACAUCUGUUUUCGACGAUGAUGCUGUGGGGCCAGCUAGAUUGUCUCAGGGUCUUCGUAAAUCUAAUCUGAAGAAACCCAAGGUGAUUUCCGGUGAUGAUGAUUUACCUGAGAAAGAUGAUAUUGGCGAAAGACGAAGGAAACAUGAGCUUAGGGUGUUGGCUAGUGCUGGAAUUAAUGGUGGGAAUGGUGAUGAUGAUGAUGAUGGUGACCAUGGGUCUCCUGAAGAUGGUGCCAAACAGGCUCACGUUGAAGCUGAAGAUUCAGAUAAUGAAUUUUACGAGCAAGUGAAACAACUGCGAGCUGCUAAAUUGGCUGCUAAAGCUGAGACUUACUCAAGGAAAUCAGCAGCGUCCUCUUUGUCGGAGACUUUUUCAGAGACUAUAGAAGGAAAACGCCAUAUCACUUCUCAGAUGGAGAAGAACAGGGGACUAACGCGAAUUCGCAAUAAGGAUAAAAAGAAUCCUAGAAAGAAUUACAAGAUGAAGCAUCAAAAAGCUGUUAAGAAUCGCAAAGGGCAGGUUCAGGCCAUCAGAAAGCCUACCGCACCUUAUGGUGGUGAAGCCACUGGAAUUAACGCUUCUAUCAGUCGGAGCGUCAGAUUCAAGAGUUGAUAUUUGUAUUGAUAUACAAUGUCAUUCACUCAUUCUUAACUUCACCAAUUUUGAAUCAUCUAUGCAGAUAGAUGGUUGUAUCUCGUUUGCCCCUUAUACCUAUUGGAAGAUGAACAUAGUUUGCCAUACUAGAUUUUUCAAAUUUGUCAGUUUUGAUCCGGUUAUUUAGAAGUUAUAAAUAUUUUUUUUUGAGAACUAUUUAAGAGUUAUAUUUGAAAUGUAAAGCACUAUUUAGUGUUU
This is a messenger RNA of Lotus japonicus, 2393 nucleotides long. Its product is annotated as protein THALLO. Gene Ontology annotation, cellular component: nucleolus; small-subunit processome. Lineage: Eukaryota; Viridiplantae; Streptophyta; Magnoliopsida; Fabales; Fabaceae. The coding region runs from base 168 to 2153 and encodes 661 amino acids. The record is from RefSeq and is a predicted model, not a curated record. Gene Ontology annotation, biological process: maturation of SSU-rRNA from tricistronic rRNA transcript (SSU-rRNA, 5.8S rRNA, LSU-rRNA). The transcript has 17 exons.